GCCCAACGUUGUAAGACCGAACUGGCGGCUUGUGCCGUUCGCGCCCGUGACGAGUCCGCUGACGCGCCACUAGCCGCGCCACCCAGGAGGAGAGGAGAGGAGAGGAGUGAGCGACGGAACGAGCAAGGGACUGACUGGAAGCCGGCUCUUUCUUUUCUCCUUCCUUGACAGCGCGCUGUUGUGCAAGUCCCGAGGACGAUAUUUAACGGCAUUCCCCGGAAUCAUCACCCAGGCUCUUCUGCAGAGAUGGAGGUACCCGCCAUGGCGCACAGCAUCACCGGUCCAUUAAGUCCCUGCGAGGGGAUGAUGAAGGACCUGAGCUUGGACGCUUUACAGUUAUGUGAGCGGGAUGCCAGUAAAUCCCAGGACGGCACGAUCUCCGAGUUGGAGGAGCUCCCGGUUCCUCAGAACAUCAAUAUCAGCAACAUCACCUGUGACUCCUUCAGGAUCUGCUGGGACAUGGAGGCGCGCGGCAAGGAGCGCAUCACCCACUACUUCAUCGACCUGAACAAGAAGGAGAACAAGAACUCAAACAAGUUCAAACACAAGGAUGUUCCUACUAAACUGGUAGCCAAGGCGGUGCCCCUGCCCAUGACGGUUCGAGGUCACUGGUUCCUGAGCCCACGCACAGAGUACACCGUGGCGGUCCAGACGGCUUCAAAACAGACGGACGGGGACUACGCCAUCUCCGAUUGGAGCGAGAUCAUCGAGUUCUGCACUGCGGAUUACUCCCCGGUGCAUCUAUACCAGCUGAUGCAGAAGGCCGAGGUCAUCGCCGGCCGGAUGCUGCGUUUCUCUGUCUUCUACAGGAACCAGAAUAAAGAGUACUUUGACAAUGCCAGGGAGAUGCAGGAGAACCGCAUGCUGCAGGCGGUGAAAGACAACAGUGGCAGCCACGGCUCCCCCAUCAGUGGCAAGCUGGAGGGCAUUUACUUCAGCUGCAACACAGAGUUCAACACGGGCAAGCCUCCGCAGGACUCCCCGUACGGCCGCCACCGCUUCGAGGUCCAGGCCGUCACGCUCCUCAGCCCCGGCAGCAACCUUUACUUCGGAGACUUCUACUGCAUGUACACGGCCUACCACUACGUCAUCCUGGUGCUGGCGCCGAAGGGCUCCGCGGGAGACGAGUUCUGCAAGCAGAGGCUUCCCGCGCUGGACAUCGCCGACAACCGUUUCCUCACCUGCAAGCAGGACGAAAAGGGCGACGGCAGUCUGGUGUUUCACCACGCCCAGGACGUCAUCCUGGAGGUGAUCUACACGGAGCACGUCGACCUGGCGGUGGGCACGGUGGCGGAGAUCAGCGGGCACCAGCUGAUGAGCAUGUCCACGGUCAACGCCAAGAAGGACCCCAGCUGCAAGACCUGCAACAUCAGCGUGGGACGCUAAGAAGAGGCCGCUUUUAGGAGAGGGAGGGGAAGGGGGAAGGCUAGUGGUGACUGACCUCUAAACACACACAGUAAGUCCACAGGUACGGAUGAAGCAGAGCGAAACACGCAUGAAGCAGCAGAUUUAGCAGGCUCCCAGACAUGCACACCAACAUAUCUCUAUUCUCUAGUCUAAAGAGAGCGUCAUUCCCAAAGAAGAGGGUACACACCGACACCUUUGUCUCCUCGUCUCAAAAGAGGUACCCUCGAUGUUAAAAAGAAGAAAAAACGUAGCUAAAGAUAUCCCACACGUAAGGGACCGACAACACAGACCCAUCCAUCCAGCAAGUCAACCCUGGCGUACCGACGAAACCCUUUAACUUUAUUAACACACUUGGGCUGCUUCUCUUCAAUUUCCUCUUGGUAUCUUUCAACACUUGUCCUAUAUUUUGUGAAAACUUCUGCCUUGUUAUUAUUGAUAUGCUGACGAUUGAGUGUCCACGGUUCGUGUGGAUAAGCAUUUUUCUUGUUUCCAAUUACUUUGACUGUUAUUUCAGAAAUGUUUUCUUCUUAUUCCACAGUAGACAUGUUCCCCUCCUAGUGGCACAGACUGGUACUACAAUGUUCUAGGGCUGCAGCAUCGAUGGUCAUCUUUCGUGAUACCAAAGGUAUAAAAAAACAAACCAGACAUGAGACCUCUAAAGGAUCUUAACAGUGAAUACACAUUUGAGAGGCUGUUGCGUUAGUACUAAGUCUUUGGUGACCAAGUGUGAACUACUUGUUAACCUUUUUUAAAAAGCAUGAUGCAGCUCUGUGCAGCAUGAAAGCUGCUAGUACCUCGACCACAGCAACUGUUUCUGCAACAGUCACUCUUGUUUUACCAUCAGAAAGUAGAACCAUAAACUGUGUUUAGCAGAAUAAAUGUGAAAAAAUAU
Pseudoliparis swirei is the source of this 2299-nucleotide messenger RNA. It is a transcript of the gene phyhiplb, whose product is annotated as phytanoyl-CoA 2-hydroxylase interacting protein-like b. The coding region runs from base 247 to 1386 and encodes 379 amino acids. Gene Ontology annotation, molecular function: protein binding. The transcript is spliced from 5 exons. The record is from RefSeq and is a predicted model, not a curated record. NCBI's taxonomy places the organism in Eukaryota, Metazoa, Chordata, Actinopteri, Perciformes, Liparidae. Gene Ontology annotation, cellular component: cytoplasm.